Messenger RNA from Eruca vesicaria subsp. sativa (arugula), 2370 nucleotides. NCBI's taxonomy places the organism in Eukaryota, Viridiplantae, Streptophyta, Magnoliopsida, Brassicales, Brassicaceae. The record is from the annotation of a GenBank genome assembly.
GUUACAACCAUUAAUAACUUUCCAUAAGAGCAUCACAACGGCUACAACUACAAGAACGAGUAAAGAAACUGGUUCACAGCCCAUCAUGCCUCAAAAUUGCAUAGCACCAAGGCCUGAAGAAAAUGGCGACACCAUGGUACAAGGUCUGACAGAUAUGUCAGAAACACAGAGCAAACCUGUACUAGCCUUCCCUGUUGUAAAUUCACAGCCUUGUCUCCAGCUCUCCAUGUACCCCAUAAUUAUCAAGUUUGAGGAGGUUGUGUACAAGGUUAAGAUAGAGCAGACAAGUCAGUGCUUAGGAUCAUGGAGCUGCAAAGAGAAGACUAUUCUUAAUGGUAUAACAGGGAUGGUUUGUCCAGGAGAGAUUCUAGCUAUGUUAGGUCCAUCAGGAAGUGGAAAAACCACUCUUCUGUCAGCUCUUGGGGGCCGCCUCUCAAAAACUUUCUCAGGGAAAGUCAUCUACAACGGUCAGCCUUUCUCUGGCUGCAUCAAGCGCAGAACAGGGUUUGUUGCUCAGGAUGAUGUCCUGUACCCUCAUCUCACCGUUUGGGAGACUCUCUUCUUCACAGCACUUCUAAGGCUACCAAGCAGUUUGACCAGAGACGAGAAGGCUGAGCAUGUGGACCGAGUUAUCGCUGAACUAGGAUUGACUAGAUGUACCAACAGCAUGAUAGGAGGACCACUGUUCAGAGGAAUAUCAGGAGGUGAGAAGAAAAGGGUUAGCAUUGGUCAAGAAAUGCUGAUCAAUCCUAGCUUGCUCCUUCUUGAUGAACCCACUUCAGGUCUUGAUUCUACCACUGCUCACCGCAUAGUGACCACAAUCAAAAGGCUGGCAUCUGGAGGAAGAACAGUGGUCACCACCAUUCAUCAGCCAUCAAGCCGCAUAUACCAUAUGUUUGACAAGGUGGUUUUGCUGUCUGAAGGUAGUCCUAUCUACUAUGGUCCUGCAUCUCCUGCUUUGGAAUAUUUCACUUCUGUUGGAUUCUCCACUUCCAUGACAGUUAACCCAGCUGACCUUUUACUUGACCUUGCAAAUGGAAUCCCACCUGAUUCUCAAAAGGAGACCACAGAACAAGAACAGAAGACAGUGAAAGAAGCUCUUAUUUCAGCUUAUGAAAAGAACAUUUCUACUAAACUGAAAGCUGAACUCUGCAAUGCGGAUUCCCAUAGCUUUGAGUACACCAAAACUGCUGCAAAAAAUAUCAAGUCAGAACAAUGGUGCACAAGUUGGUGGUACCAGUUCACUGUAUUGCUCCAAAGAGGGGUCAGAGAGAGGAGAUUCGAAUCUUUUAACAAGCUCAGGAUUUUCCAAGUCAUCAGUGUGGCUUUUCUUGGUGGCCUUCUCUGGUGGCAUACUCCAAAAUCUCACCUCCAAGAUAGAACUGCUUUGCUCUUCUUCUUCUCAGUCUUUUGGGGAUUCUAUCCACUAUACAACGCGGUUUUCACAUUUCCACAAGAGAAAAGAAUGCUAAUCAAGGAGAGGUCUUCAGGAAUGUACCGUCUUUCAUCCUAUUUCAUGGCUAGAAACGUUGGAGACCUACCCUUGGAACUCGCACUUCCAACUGCUUUUGUGAUCAUAAUAUACUGGAUGGGUGGGCUCAAACCUGACCCCACAACAUUUUUCCUGUCACUACUGGUUGUUCUCUACUCCGUUCUUGUUGCUCAAGGUCUUGGCUUGGCCUUUGGUGCUCUCCUUAUGAACAUCAAGCAAGCCACAACGUUAGCAUCUGUUACAACACUAGUGUUUCUCAUAGCUGGAGGGUACUACGUGCAACAAAUCCCUCCCUUCAUUGUAUGGCUAAAGUACCUAAGCUAUAGCUACUACUGCUACAAACUGCUUUUGGGUAUUCAAUACACUGAUGACGACUACUAUGAGUGUUCAGAAGGGGUCUGGUGCCGAGUUGGAGAUUUCCCAGGAAUCAAAGCCAUGGGACUGAACAAUUUGUGGAUAGAUGUUUUUGUUAUGGGAGUGAUGCUGGUGGGUUACAGGCUCAUAGCCUACAUGGCACUGCACCGAGUGAAGUUGAGGUAAAAGAUGCAGCCAAAGAUAACCACAAGAAGUUCCAAAGAAACUUUCCAUCACCUGUUACCAAGAAAUAAUGUUAGUAUUAGAUAAGAUAUUAAAAGUCGUCGAGUUUUGGUCGAUUUUACUUGAGUAUCCGAGAUAUAUAUCCGACGACUUUCUUUUGUUUUAGGCUUAGAUGAUGAUGAUGUUCCUACGUUUGAGAAUAAAAGAGUGAGAUAAUAUAAUAAUGUAUGAGAUAAGAAAGGGAAGCCAAAGUAUAUACCCCCCAUCUGCAAAAUAGUUAAAACGAAAGUGACUAAACUUUGGAGUCCACUCUCCUGUUGUAUCUUUGUGGGGUUCCUUAA